UCGAUUUUGUCGUGUUCUCAACCCUUUCCGGUUUUUAUCCAGACCGAUCCUCAAAAUCUGUUGCACCGAUCUCUUCUUACGUCAACAGCUAAUCGACUCCUCCGUUACGCUCUGCAAUUGCAGUAAACACCAUUUUUCUUGAAUCUUCUUUACACUACUAAGCUACCAAUCAGGGAGAUGGCAUCUGCUGUUUGGUCUAGAGCUCUCUUCGCCCGCCGUGUCUUCCAGUCCCUCUCUUCAUCUUCAUCGCCUUACCCAAAGUCCCGAUUCUUAUUUUCUUCAUUUUCCGCUAAGAAACCACUGCACUCAUGGUCUGUUUCAUCCCAUUCGGGAUAUAAACUUCCAGGAUCCAUAUCUUGCAUGUCUUCAGCAGCUGCUGCAUCGCAAGCUACAUCCUCAGCACAAACCUUGUCAAUCAAUGAUCCUGUUGUUUCAGCUGAUUGGCUCCAUGCGAACCUACGAAGUCCUAAUGUGAAGGUGUUGGAUGGAUCUUGGUACAUGCCUAAUGAAAAGAGAAAUCCUCUUCAAGAGUACCAGGUUGCACAUAUUCCAGGCGCACUAUUUUUUGAUGUUGAUGGCAUAUCAGAUCGAUCAACUAAUUUGCCACAUAUGUUGCCAUCAGAAGAAGCUUUUGCUGCUGCUGUUUCUGCACUAGGCAUUGAGAAUAAAGAUGGGCUGGUUGUUUAUGAUGGAAAGGGGAUUUUCAGUGCUGCUCGUAUUUGGUGGAUGUUUCGAGUCUUUGGGCAUGACAGGGUUUGGGUUUUGGAUGGAGGCCUGCCAAGCUGGCGUGCUUCAGGCUAUGAUGUGGAAUCUAGUGCAUCAAGUGAUGCUAUCUUGAAAGCUAGUGCGGCAAGUGAGGCAAUAGAAAAAGUCUAUAAAGGACAACGGGUUGGACCAAUUACUUUCGAAACCAAUUUUAGGCCACAUCUCGUCUGGUCACUUGAACAGGUUCAGAAAGAUAUUGAGGAACAUACACAUCAGCUUGUAGAUGCUCGUUCAAAAGCUAGGUUUGAUGGGGCUGCACCAGAGCCUAGAAAGGGCAUAAGAAGUGGUCAUGUUCCAGGAAGCAAAUGUGUUCCCUUUUCCCAGGUGCUGGAUAGCUCAUCACAGACUCUUCUACCUGCAGAUGAGCUUAAGAAAAGAUUUGAACAGGAAGUAAACUCUUUGCAGGAAUCUCGUUGGAUAAGCCUGUAGUAACAUCAUGUGGUACUGGUGUUACUGCAUGUAUUCUGGCAUUGGGCCUUCACCGAUUAGGGAAGACCGAUGUUCCAGUAUAUGACGGGUCAUGGACGGAAUGGGGUGCGAAUCCUGAUACGCCCGUUGCCUCUACUCAAGAGUAGAUACGUGGCUUAAGCUUUUCCAUGUGUUAUAAAUGUGACCAGUAAAUGACUGUGAUUGUAAAGGAUGGCAGAAAAUAUGAAUGUCCAAAGAGUAAUUUCCCCCCUAUGUGCAAGUAGCAGGUUUUGGGUUCUUGAUGAGAUGAUGCUUAUUUCAUGAACUUCAGAAAGAGAUGGGCUGGAAGUUAUGAUGAUAAAUAAUUUUUAAACAAGAAAUUAUGUAAAUGACGUUAAUUCUCAUCGACGAAUUGUAACUCUCAGUAACACAUUUGAGUUUCUUCGUUUUCCACUCUCUACUUGGCACUUGGAUUCUUCAA
Salvia hispanica is the source of this 1654-nucleotide messenger RNA. Its product is annotated as thiosulfate/3-mercaptopyruvate sulfurtransferase 2-like. Gene Ontology annotation, molecular function: thiosulfate-cyanide sulfurtransferase activity. Lineage: Eukaryota; Viridiplantae; Streptophyta; Magnoliopsida; Lamiales; Lamiaceae. Gene Ontology annotation, cellular component: mitochondrion. The record is from RefSeq and is a predicted model, not a curated record.